CAGCCCAAUAAUAACCACACUCCCCCUCACUGCUUUCUCACACAGAAACGCUCUGCUCGCUAUGAUGUUCACCUUCUUUUCUAACUCUUAUCUCUGUGGAUGCACACUUGUUCAGAGCAUCGUUUCCUCUCUGUCAUCUUGGCAUCUCAGAUAAUCUCUGCUCAGCAAAUCCAUCAUAUGUUUUCAUGGAUAUGCGAUGGACAGUUUGAUCUCGGGGGCUGGUCACACUAAAGCCCUGGUGAAAUGUCCUUAAGUGGCAACACAAACCGGUCUUCUGCGUCGAUGACAGCUCUGCCUCUGGCCUUCAACAGCAGCACAUCUCCGCACUCCCUACCAUGGGCAGAAGCAAGACCCAGUCGUGAGUCUGAGCAGGUGUGGUCAACAAAUGAGACCCAGAUCCUCGCAGACCUUUCUGUUCUCGGGCAAGUUGAGCAAUGCCAUAUGUCUCCUGUCCUCACAGCAUGUCUAGUUGUGUGGUACAGCAUCACAAUGGUGCUGGGGGUGGUGGGGAACAUCAGCCUCAUUUGCAUCAUUGCCCGUUGCAGAGAGAAAGUCAAUGUCACCAGCAUUUUCAUCUGCAACCUGUCAUUCUCUGACAUUCUGGUGUGUGUCUUCUGUCUCCCCUUCACUGUCAUCUACACACUGAUGGACCACUGGGUGUUUGGUUCACUGUUAUGUCGCCUGGUGCCAUUCAUCCAGUGUGCAUCUGUGACCGUUUCUGUGCUGUCACUAGUGUUUAUCGCUCUGGAAAGACAUCAGCUCAUUAUUAACCCCUCUGGAUGGAAACCAAGCAUUUCUCAGGCCUAUACAGCAGUUAUUAUCAUCUGGAUUCUGGCCUGUUUCACCUCCUCACCUUUCUUGGCCUUUCAGCUUCUCACAAAUGAGCCAUAUGCCGCUGUACCCCUGCCACAGUCUGUACCUGACGACCCAGUAUAUCCACAGACGUAUCUGAAUGCAUCUACACCACAACCUGUUUUCUACACUCACAAAAACUCAUCUGUGCUACCAAAUUCAUACCGCACUAUUUUUUCCUAUAUUUCUACCACUCCCCACAUGGAGGCCUGUUUGGAGCAUUGGCCAUCCCAGCAACAGAGGCUUGCUUAUACCACAUGGCUCUUGCUGUUUCAGUACUGUGGUCCUCUCUUACUGGUCCUACUAUGUUAUGUCAGAGUGUUUGUGCGCCUGCGCCACCGUAAAGACAUGCUGGACCGUGCCAGAACCCCAGAGAGCCAGCGUAUGACCCACAGUCGCCGGAUCAACAUCAUGCUGGUUGCCCUUAUUACAGCUUUUGCCCUUUGCUGGCUGCCACUCACUAUCUUCAACGUAGUGUCGGACUGGAAGCAGGAGGCUCUGCCUGUGUGUCAUCACAACCUUUUGUUCUCCCUCUGCCACCUGCUGGCCAUGUCCUCCACCUGCAUCAACCCCAUCAUCUACGGCUUCCUCAACUCCAACUUCCGCCAGGAGGUGAGAGAAAUAAUCCUGCACUGCCGCUGCCGCCCUGUGGAAGAGGAGUGUGACCAUUUUCCCGUGUCUACUGUGCAUUUGGAAAUGUCUCGCACCUCUGUGCCUAUCAAUUACAGAAGCAACUGUGUAUAACUGAAUUAAUCAUUGCUGUAAGAUGUCACAUAAACUGUAAAACUGUAGGACAAAUGUCUGGGAAAAAAAAAAUGUAUGACUACAAUGAUUUGUAAAGAGUGGUUUAAAGUGCAACUUAUUUCCCUGUGGUUUAAAGUCAGUACAGUGUACUUGGUUUAUGCUAUUUCUUAUUUCUGGAGUGCGUUGAUGUAAAACAAAUCUUACACUAAAAAGUGUCAUUUGAGAUGACAAGGUGUUUAUCAUCUUUUUAAACAAUGCUAACAAAGAAAAUUGAAUAAUGUAUCUUAAUAAGAGGAGAAACUUGACAAAUACAGAUGUUUCAUAAAAAGGUCAAAGGGUUUACUGAAGGUUUUGUAAGGAACACAUGCUGUAAGUUACAACCUUGUUGAAUGCAGCGCCAGCCUUUGGAGUGGUGAUAAAAUGAGGAAUAAUGUUUAUCUUUCUUUUAGAGAUAACAACCUAUAUUGCUCACAAAGUGUCAAUGCUGGUUUAUUUGUAAUUUGUCAUUGAUCUGUGUAUUCUACUGAAAAGUCAAACAACUGCGUUUAGAAACAUGUUAAAAAAAAAUAAAAGAGGACUAUAGUUGUUGUAUUUCUUAUGCUUUGUACAACUUUUGUAUUUUUGGCUUUGUGCUGUGACAAUGAUGUGUGGAUUUUUAAAGUGAAGACAAACAGUGUUUUGUGGUUAGUGUGGCUCAUAUAAUUUUAAUA
Messenger RNA from Sphaeramia orbicularis (orbiculate cardinalfish), 2306 nucleotides. Its product is annotated as neuropeptide Y receptor type 4-like. Gene Ontology annotation, biological process: G protein-coupled receptor signaling pathway. NCBI's taxonomy places the organism in Eukaryota, Metazoa, Chordata, Actinopteri, Kurtiformes, Apogonidae. Bases 244 to 1596 code for a protein of 450 amino acids. The record is from RefSeq and is a predicted model, not a curated record. The transcript is spliced from 2 exons. Gene Ontology annotation, molecular function: neuropeptide Y receptor activity; neuropeptide binding. Gene Ontology annotation, cellular component: neuron projection; plasma membrane.